AUGGCGACCGUGGUGCAGCCCCAACCCUCUGGGUUUCCGCCGCACCGGGCGUUUGCCCAAUUUGUUGCUGUUUACAAAAAGGCGCGGCGCGGAGCGGCCCCCGCGCCAUGCGCGCCGCCGCCCGCGCCGGCCGCGCCGCCCGCGAUGCAGCGCCUGCGCACCACCUUCACGCGCUCCCGCACGCCCACGCCCCAAGAUAUGAAGACGCAGAGCAGCCUCGAGGUGCCCAAGCAGGUCCGGUCGGCAUCGUUCGACGAGAUCCAGCUAGAGGCGGCGCGCGGCGCGGGCGCGAGUGUUCUGCUUGCAGUCCCGCAGCAUGGCGCGCGCAGCCGCAGCUUCGACUCCGCCGGCUCCGACGACUCGGGCACCUACCUCGAAGUUCCCCGGCUAUGGUCGCGCCGGCGGUCGGGCAAGGGCACGCCGCCUCCGUGCGUGCACUGCCGGCACAUGGAGACGUGGCUGGCGCGCCGCAGCGAGGAACGCGCCACGCCCGAGCGCCUGCCUGCCUCCUCCUCGGCCGAGGACGACGACGACGACGACGACAGCGAGGUGGAGUCUCCGCGCGUAUUGCUGGCGCCACCGCCGCCGCCGCGCGCCUUCCUGCCACCGCCGCUGCCGCAGUCCCCGCCGCCCUCACCCGGCGCUCCUUCCUUUGAACUGCAACCGCCCAGCGACGAACCUCCUGUCCUCCCGCAGCGCCGACGCUCCAUAUCACGACAGGAAGCCUUCUUCGUCGAACCCACCGGCAGCUCGCUUGAGAACGUCCGAGCCUCGGAGGACUGUGCGACUCAAGGGACGAGAGACCCUCUAGUACAUGACAUUUAUUUAGCUGUACCGGAACUGAAACGCGACCGUGCCGCGUCUGUCGAUUCCUGCUUUUCAAAAGUUUCCGGUGGUGCUAGAGCUGAGGAGUUAAACGGUGGAGGUGACUCGUUAACAGUACCCGGGUCUGGGCUGCGGUCGCGAUCAGUGGACAUUGUUUUACCGACGGCUGAGCAGUCUCGAUACAAGGCUCUCGCACUUACAUCGGCGCAGGCGCCGCCUCCGUUACGAGAUCAACCGCAAGAUGAACCAGACUCCGCCGUUCCAGUGUUAGAAAUCAGACGCAGCGGCGACGGCGGCGGCGCACGAGUGCUGCGCUCGACGCCCGACUGGAGCGACGCGGCCAUCAGCGGCGAGCACCUAUGGUCGCCCACCUCCGUCUCCGGCGAUUGCUGCUACGUCGGUGACGCGGAAUGUCAGAAACACGGGUCUCGUAUGAAAUGUUCUGCGUGCAAGAUCGUCGCGCACACAGCGUGUAUAGACAUUCUGAUGGAUCGCGUGCAGUUCACGUGCAAGCCCACGUUCCGCGACGUGGGCGUAAGACAGUACCGCGAACAGACUAUCACGCACCAUCACUGGGUCCAUCGGCGCUCUGAGAAGGGGAAGUGCAAAGCUUGCGGCAAGUCGCUGCGGCGAAGAUGCUGUGGCUGGUGCUUCCCGAGUGGCCAUAGAGUAGAGAAGCCUGAAAUAGGAGAUAACUAUGAAUUAUCCGACCGUUCUUUGCAAGCCAAGUUGUCGUUCAGCUCGAAGGAGAUCGUGGCGCUGAGUUGCUCCUGGUGCAAGGAUGCCUAUCACAACAAAGAGAGCUGCUUCAACCUGCAGCGGAUAGGAGAGGAAUGCGCUUUAGGUUCACAGUCCAAUAUAAUAGUCCCACCGUCCUGGAUUGUCAAAUUACCACGAAAAGGCAGCUUCAAAUCCUCCUUAAGGAAAUCUCCAAAAAAGAAAAAUGCUUCAAAGAAAAAAGGAAAAGACUCAAAAAACGAACACAAGACGUUUGUGAUAAAACCAAUUCCAACUGCGAAUGUGCGGCCGGUCCUCGUGUUCAUCAACCCGAAGAGUGGAGGCAACCAGGGAGCCAAGUUGCUGCAGAAGUUCCAGUGGCUGCUCAACCCACGGCAGGUCUUCGAUCUCACUCAAGGUGGACCAGGCCCGGGGCUGGAGCUGUUCCGGAAGGUGCCGAACCUCCGCGUGCUGGCGUGCGGCGGUGACGGCACAGUGGGCUGGGUGCUGAGCGUGCUGGACCGCAUCGGGUCGCGCCCGGCCGUGGGCGUGCUGCCCCUCGGCACCGGCAACGACCUGGCCCGCGCACUCGGGUGGGGUGGGGGAUACGAAGACGAGCCGAUCUCGAAGAUCUUGGCAAACAUCGGCGAGAGCGACACGGUGCUGUUGGACAGGUGGCAGCUGACGGUGGAGCCCAACCCGGGCGCAGCGGCGGACGACGCCUCCAACGCCAAGCCGGAGUUGCCGCUCAACGUUGUCAACAACUACUUCUCCUUCGGCGUCGACGCGCAUAUUGCGCUCGAGUUCCAUGAGGCCAGAGAGGCCCACCCGGAGAAGUUCAACUCGCGCAUCAGAAACAAGCUCUUCUACGGCACAGCGGGUGGCAAAGAUCUGAUGCAGCGUAAGUGGAAGGGGCUGGCGGAAUUUGUGACCAUGGAGUGCGACGGAAAGGACCUCACGCCCGUGCUCAGGGAACACAAAGUCCAUGCUAUCGUAUUCUUAAACAUUCCAAGCUACGGGGGUGGAACUCACCCUUGGAACAAAUCAGGAGGAGCUUUCGAACCCUCAACUGAAGAUGGCCUAAUAGAAGUAGUAGGAUUAACCACAUAUCAAUUGCCGCUGCUGCAGGCGGGCGGCCACGGCACCUGCAUUACGCAGUGCAAAACGGCGAAGAUAGUGACGACGAAGGUGAUCCCCAUGCAGGUGGACGGGGAGGCGUGCCGGCUGGCUCCCUCUACCAUCACAUUGUCGCGACUGAACCAGGCUACCAUGCUCGCUAAGAGGAAGCCUGGACGCGCCACUGCUCCACAAACGACGGUGGACAAGUUAACACUCACAGUGAAUCUCAUUACGAUGGCGGAUUAUGAGCGGCACCAUUAUGAUAAGGAGCUACUGGCUAAAACAGCGGAUCGCGUGGGUACUCUAGAAGUUAAUCCGACCGCGGAUUUGGAGCAAAUGCGUACCCUCAUUCAGAAUAUGAUCAAAGAAUCUCAAGCACACUCGAAUCUCGUCGACUGGUGGUUUGUCGAUUCGGUGACGGCGGAGAGGUUCUUCCGGAUUGACAAGGCGCAAGAGAACCUGCACUACCCGACAGAUAUAGGACACGAGAAUAUUUACAUCCUGGACGCGGCGCCGCAGACACCCGAUACUGAGUCCACAGCACACCCUGACACUACCGCCACUGCCUCGCUGGACCGCACUGGACCCUCAGUCUCGCUAGACACCACUACCGGCCUCUCGGUGUCUCUUGACAUAUCGCAGAGUGUCGAUACUCCGAGCGCUGGAGUCUCCUUGGACGUGCCUGAGUCACAUGCUAGUGAGUCUGGUCUGGGCAGUCCGGCGCGCACGUCAGAGGAGCUGCUGACGCCGCAGUCGCCGCCCCCCGCGCUGCCGCCGCACGCGCCCAAGCUAUCCGUUUCCGGCCGUCCGUCCGCGCCACUCUCGCCGAAAGUCGCGUCCCUCACCCAAGAGUCCAACUCCCCCCCACUCUGCACCAGUCCCCCCGCCAAAGAUCACCAGCCAACCCACGAUUCUAUAGCGCGCUUCAAGACAAAUUUACUGGAAAAAACGUCUGAUACACUACUGAAAGCGGCUAAAGUCGGAGAUUUAAAAAUGAUGAAAGAGCUCCACGCGGCUGGCUAUUCUCUUCUAUCAAUCGACGCGAGCGGCCAAACGGCGUUGCAUAUCGCCGCACGGUAUGGGAACAAGGAGAUUGUCAAGUACCUGAUCGCAUGCGCACCGACGGCUAUAUUGAACAUGCGCGACAACGAGCGCGGGCAGACAGCGCUGCACAAAGCAGCUGCGCACAAGAGAAGGGCCAUAUGCUGCAUGUUGGUGGCCGGGGGGGCCUCGCUCACGCGGCAGGAUCACGCGGGCCUCACUCCGCGGCACCUGGCGCUCCGAGCUGAGGACCACGACUUGGCUGCUUACUUAGAAAGUCAAGAGCAUUUCCAAUUAGUAUCAGAAGAAUUAGAAACUGCUGUUUGAAAUAAUGGCAAGAGAACGAGAGAAGAGGUUAGAUGUAAACAGUUUGUUAGUACAAACGAGUGAUACGCAUCCGCGGCGUCGUGUUGUAGACAUUACAAGUAAUAGGUUUAUUAAUAUACUCUUAACACCAAAGUGAUAUUCGAAUCUUGUGGUUUAGGAUUAUCGACUUUUCGCUAUUUAAAUAUUUCCAAUGAGAGUUUACUAUUUUAAACGAAUAAAGUAAUUAUAAUGAUAAAAUAAUUUAUUAAAACGAUUGCAAUUAAGCUACUAAUUAUUAAGCAUCGACAUGUUACUAAUGACGUGAUAUCUAAAAUUGGUUAAGAAUUUGAAAUUUUAGAUUCUAUGUCGGUUGAAUUGUUCCAAACUUGGUAAAGUAAAUUGUGUCCAAGGUAUUGCGAUAUCGCAUUAUUUGUAACAUAUUAACUUAGUUUUGAGAUUUACCUUGUAGGUGUAACAUUUCAGAUUUCCCACUGAGCUGUAUGGAAAUGGCAGUAAACAACAGGUGUCGCACAUGCGCGUACAAUACACAGACCGUGUUUGAUGUUGAUAUUAAUUGAAUUUCUUUCAAACGUUCUCAAAAACGUUUCCUUCAAAGGCCUUUCUCUGACACGAUAUUAUCUUACUAGAAGGGGAUAAUACAGAAUACGACAUCUUAAACAAGAUCUUUUGUGUCCGUUUCUGUCUGUUUCUGUAUGACUUCGUCAUUUAAUAGUAGAUAAGGAAUCUCAGUAGAUGAAUUAACGAAAUGACAAAUAAUAAUUCAAUUUCAAAAUUCUUUAGCAGUUUAGAAAUGUCUGUCGAAUUGUAACAUUAGUUAUAGUUACCUUACAGUACAUCAGGAGCGUAGACUUGUUUAGAGCCAUGUCGCCGUUUUCUAGAAGCACGAUGAGAACUGUAAGUAAAUAAUUAAUUCUCGGAAAAAUGUCCGUGGGACGUUACAAACUACUUACUUACUGGUGUACUAUUAUCAAUCUCAAAUAGUUAUAUGCCUUACGUAAGUAAUGUGAGGUAAACUAAACUGAUCACACUUAAUAUUAUUUACUAGUAAGAUGUUGUUAUUAAUAACAUGCCUUAUAAAGUACAUUUUGUUGUUGUAUUUCGAGGUAAUGAUUACGAAGUCCCUUGUAUAGUUAACUAUCUUCGGCAAUAAUUGUUAACGUCUAAGACUAAAUUUCGUGUGUUACUAUGUUAAUUUGUAUAAUGCUGAUAUAAUCGGUGUUGUCGUUUUAUGAUCUCAAGACUCUGUAUUAUCUAUUUAUGUAUUUUUCAUUAUUAUAUUUUAUGCCAUGGUUGUAAAGAUAUGUAGAGAUCAUUAGAUUCCAGCUUGUGUGUCUAUAAUUCAUUAGUUCGUUAGCAUAAUGUGUCCGCGUUAUAUUUCAUUUGAUUUGUUGUUGUUUAGUACGAGAUAUUUUAUUGUCCGUGGAGUGGGAGCCGCUGGACUCGCUCCACUACCUACUGAGGUCUGGCUGUGGGGCUGGCGGCGCAUGCGGUUGUCUGUCAGAGCUCGGUGGUUCGCGCGGCUUCUUCUCCAACUUUUAUGAUAAUUACCAUCGUUUCGUGAUUUGCGUGAAAAAGCCUAUCCGACCCGGAGUCGUUAGUGUUAUUUAUGAUUAUACUGUAAUGCCAAUACCUCUACGUGUAGAUGUACCUAUAGUUUAGUAUUUAACGAAUUUACUCGUACUAUCGCUAACAAGCGAACAAUGAAAGACAAAGCUGUGAGAAUUAUGAUCAUAAUGUAAAAAGUAAGUUCAUUUUAUCGUAAGCGAGAGCUAUGUACAUCAUUACACUGUUUUGUGAAUUUCCUUUAUGUGAUUGUAGAUAGAAACUUUAAGAUUUAUAUAUAUUGUUCAGUAGUUAAUACUUGUGUUAGAUCGUACUGGCUAAUGGCUUUAGAUUUCCGUCGAAGUAUCCCGACACUUUGAAAUAUUAUCUGCGAUCGAUCUAUUGUAACGAAUUUUAUAUUAGAGAGAGCUAACGCAACGUGUAUGCUUACAGUAAUGUAGCAAAGUAUCCCACCUCGCCUCACCCUGCUCCUACCAUUUGAACUGCGAACGAUUGCACUCCGCGUCGUCACCAUUUACACGCGUAACCAUUAUACAAAAUCUUAUUGAGCUUCUAAAGUUUCAUUACAUAAUUCACGUAAUAAAGACAAUCGCCUAGCAUCAUUAAAAACGAAGAAAUAUCUUUCAAUAAUAAUAUCUUUCUAGAGACCUGUCCUCGUGGUAAGAUGUUGCAUAACUUCAAUGAAUUUCGAUGCCGACGUUGCAGGAGUUCCAUAAUGUUUGACGCUUGUGUUUGUUUCGAUACUAGUGUAGUCGUUCGCAAUUUCAUUUGUUUCUGCAUCAUAUCUGGUAAAUAAUAAAUAACUACUAUUUUCGAUAUAAAAACUAUCUCAUCUAAGCCAACUUAACCCUAGUUAUAUAUUUACUUGUAGAAAUACUUUUCCUACUGUAAUCUUUGUAUAUACUGUAAUGGAGGCCUUCAUUCGUGUAGGUAGUAUGUUAAUAUUAAUAUUUCUUAUAAAUACAUUAGUAUACUUCGCGACCAAUUCUAUCUUGAAAAAAAAAUAAACGAGAAUGAAUAUCACUAGGUAAUAAAUAGACUUUUAAGUACUGAUUUACUACUGAUAUGCUUUUUGAUCAAAUGUUUGGUAGACUAUAUUUAUUAAUACGUAAUAUCCACUGUAUUAUGAAUUAUUUAUUUAUAAAUAUUACUGUACAUUGCCUUCUACACAUGUGCGGUACUCGUGCAUUGGGUACAUUAUUUUGGACUCUUUGUAACCUUUUUACCUCUGCCUUUUUAUCUAAGUACCUCUCCGCGUCUUUCUAUUAAUUACAGCGAAUCUCACAAAAAGUUGCUUCAAACUCGGCGCCACGAACAUGUAUAGGUAGAUUUCAUUUCUCAUUACCUUCCAGACACCAUUAAAUAAGCGAUCGGUGACUUUAUAUAGAUAAUGAUCAAUUAGACGUUUUUAUUAAAUCACAUUUCUUGUGAUCUCGAUAAAAGUGUCCUUAACGAGUAACAGUCGAUAGAUUUUGUAGAACAUGUCGACUGUAUUAAAUUUUUGGCUUUUUACCUAUAUAUAUAUAUAUAUAUUUCACUUAUCUACAGGGUGUUUGUGACAUCGUAACGAAAACUUUAAAGAAUGAUUCAGACCUGAAAUUUGCCGUCGCAAACGCAUGGAACUGGAAAUAAUGAAAAAAAAAAUACAAAAAUUUCAUGAUUUUUCCGACGGUAAAUUCCACUUGAUAUCUUCUCAAAAUCAUGGUCUGAAUCAUUUCCGUUACGGUGUCACUAGCACCCAUACGUACUUGUAUGGCUACCUGCAUGUACUUGUAUGGGGUGUAAGUGACGUUAUAACGAAUGAUGAGGGGGAUGAUUCAGCUCAUUAUUCUCAUUCUCAUAUCAUUUCAAGUGGAAAUUUCCAUUGCAAAAGUAUAGAAUUGAAAAUAAUUAAAAAAAAAAAAUACAUAAAAACCUGAAUUUUGCGACGGCAAAUUCCACUUGAUAUUAACUCAGAAUCAUGGUCUGAAGCAUCCCCCUCAGCGGUGUCACUAAUAAUCUGUAUAAUUAUGCUUUUUACACUUGUGUACGCAUAUAAUGUACUUAUAUAGUUUUUAUCUGUUGAGGUAAAUAACGAUCAUACUUAUGGUCUCAAAAUGUUUCUCUCUCUGUCCAUAAUAAUCCUCAGCAUUCCGUUUGAUCAUUUCAUUCAUUUAUAUGGUGUGUGCGUCUGAGUAAACAUUUAUUUUGUUCUGAUGAGCUAUUCAUGAGCCUUACAUUCUGAGAAGUAUCAUAUCUAUCUGAAUCACAAAUGUAGUUCUCAUAAAUUUAUUUGUUAUAAUUGUACUCCACCCGCAGUAUGCUCCAUACCCUCUCCGGUUGAUUGAGGGGAGGCCUGUGUCCAGGCGUGGGACAUAUAUAGGCUGUUUAUGUUAUGUUAUGUAAUUGUAUUCAUCAUUUGUUCAUUUUUAUAAAUACUUGCCUACAUCGUUUAUAUAAUUUUGCUCGACUUUCAAACGGUAUAUUUCUGUUUAAUCUAGUUUCAUGGUUAUUGUUUUGUCUCUGUGUGGGAUGUGGGAUGAAUCAUAUAAUUACGGAUUUUGCUUAUUUAUUGUAAGAUGUGUUGUGUUCAGAAAUUGUUAUACUACUUAUUUAAAUACUUUUAUUUGCAUUAAAUAUUAGGUAUUUAUUCGAGUUAAUUUAAUAGAAAUAUAAGUAUGGAAUUAUUCGUAUGGGAGUUCUACUAUAAAGUCUAAUAGAAUGACGUUAAGUACGCAUUUGAUUAUUGGGCACGGUAAUAUAACUUCAUAUUAGUUUCUGUUCAGGUGAUAGAUAAAAUAAUUUAUAAAGACAGCGCUUUGUUAAAAAUUUGUUUUCAGAAGUAAUUAUAAAUCGGGCAUAUAGGUCCUAAUGGGCACAUGUUUAUUAUACAGGGUGGCCCAGAACUUCAGGUUCAAAUUGAAACAUUAGAUAGAGGGGCUCAUUAGCUACCAGAAACACCCCCAUGUAUGUUCAGCAAUUAUUUACGGUUUAGGAGAUAUGACCCAUUUUGUACCUUUUUCUAGAUUUUCUACCUGCCUUAGGCAUAGUUGUGAAGUAAAUUAAAAUAAUUAGUAAGAAAGGGAUAGCGACAAAAUGAUUAUUUCUGAAGUAAGGUAGAAAAUCUAGAAAAAGGUACAAAAUGGGUCAUAUCUCCUAAACCGUAAAUAAUUGCUGAACAUACAUGGGGGUGUUUCUGGUAGAUAAUGAGCCCCUCUAUCUAAUUUUUCAUUUUGAACCUGAACUUACGGGCCACCCUGUAUGUAGGUACUUACAAGCCUUAAAUUGUCUGAACUAAACAGAGAUGCGUUAUCUCCUGAUUUUUGCGACGCCAAACUUUUAAAGUAAAUUUAACUUAAAAGACACCAACUUUAAUUCGAAUUAAAAUUUUAAUAAUGUACUUAAUUGAAAUUUUUAUCAGGAUAUAGAUACACGGUAGGAAAUAAUUUUAACUUUUGAAAUUUAAGUAAUAUGAAGUAAUUUUAAUAGUAUUUUGAGAGCACUCAUUUCAUUGUAAGUACAUACUUAUUUUUGCACUCAAUAAAGUCACUAUUUUAAAUAACGUUAUGAAAAUGAAGUACACUGAAAGAACAAUAAAUAAGUACGACUUAGAA
Messenger RNA from Pectinophora gossypiella (pink bollworm), 9185 nucleotides. It is a transcript of the gene rdgA, whose product is annotated as eye-specific diacylglycerol kinase. Gene Ontology annotation, molecular function: protein binding; ATP-dependent diacylglycerol kinase activity. Bases 1 to 4029 code for a protein of 1342 amino acids. NCBI's taxonomy places the organism in Eukaryota, Metazoa, Arthropoda, Insecta, Lepidoptera, Gelechiidae. The record is from RefSeq and is a predicted model, not a curated record. The transcript is spliced from 21 exons. Gene Ontology annotation, biological process: intracellular signal transduction; lipid phosphorylation; diacylglycerol metabolic process.